Molecule: messenger RNA, 804 nt
Organism: Coprinopsis cinerea okayama7#130
Lineage: Eukaryota; Fungi; Basidiomycota; Agaricomycetes; Agaricales; Psathyrellaceae
Exons: 2
Coding region: 1-804 (267 amino acids)
Source: RefSeq, a predicted model, not a curated record
AUGAAACUAGAAGAUCUCGACCAAACUAAAAUCACGCUCUUCGACUUGUACUCGGAGGCACCAGGACAUGCGUUCUCGCCUUCAACUUGGAAGGUUCGAUACGCACUCAACUUCAAAAAGCUCCCAUUCGUCACCGACUGGGUCGAUUUUAUCCAAGUACAAUCUCUCUGUGCCCAAAUCGGUGCGAAACCCACGAUCAAAAAGCCAGACGGCGGGGAUAUCUGGACAUUACCCGUCAUCUACGACCCUUCCACCAAGCGCGUCGUCUCUGAAUCGCUCGUCAUCGCCGAGUAUCUCGAACAGCAGUACCCUUCCGCUCCCCGCCUCAUUCCACCUGGAACGGAAGGUCUCAUCCGAGCCUUCGUCCAUGCGUUCACCAAGGACGUCAUGCCCCUCUAUCAGUUCGUAAUUCCCCUCACGAUCAAAGUGGUGAAGGAAGAAAGCAAGCCGUACUUCCGAGCGACGAGGGAAGCGUGGUUUGGGACGACCCUAGAGGAGGCGGUGCCGAAGGGUGAGAAGAGGGUGGAGGAAUGGUCGAAAGUGAAAGACGUGUGGAAGGUCUUUGGGAGGUGGUUCGGUGACUCGGACGAGGAUGUGGAGGUGGGCUCGGAAGGCACUUUGAGGAAAUGGGUCAUGGGCGAUGCGCCAUGCUUCGCCGACUUCCUUGUGGCCGCCCAUUUGAUGUGGGUUACCAAGGUCUUAGGACAGGAGAGCGAGGAGUGGAAGGAGAUCAGUAAAUGGAGUGGCGGUCGGUGGGGACGAUUGUUGGAGGACUGUAAGGUUUACGAAGGCGAUUACCUCUAA